Messenger RNA from Racocetra persica, 535 nucleotides. The record is from the annotation of a GenBank genome assembly. NCBI's taxonomy places the organism in Eukaryota, Fungi, Glomeromycota, Glomeromycetes, Diversisporales, Gigasporaceae.
CUAAACGACAAACAUAUUACAUAUGAUGACUUUGAAGAAGAAUAUGACAAUUCAUCAAAUAAAAGUGGUUCAAAUUCGGAAAGACAUGUAAAUGAUGAUAAUAAUUUUAAUGCAUUAGUUUUGCCUUAUCCUAAAGUAGACUUUAUCAAUUUACCAGAUCGAAUCGAAGCCCUUAAGAAUAAAAUUGAAGAUAUUACUCGUAAUCAUGAUCAAAGUUAUUAUCGUCAAAAAGCAAUGAAACAAAUUAAUGAUCUUUGUUUUAAUAAUUCUCAUUCUAUUAAUACACAAAUGAUUUUAAUGACAAAAUCAUGGCAUCCUGGUUAUUACGAUCCUAAAGGUACAAUUGACUAUCUUUUUAUGAUUCUAUUGCCUGAUACUACCACGCUUUUAAUUAUGGAGGACUUUAAAUAUCGAUUUGACAAGGCUAGAAAAAUAAUAGAAGAAAGUGUGGCAUAUAGUUCGAUAUUUAACAACGAAGAAGAAAUAUUAAUUGAUAAUGAAAAUGAUAGUAGUGAUAAUACUGAUGAAGAAGAAA